Molecule: messenger RNA, 2009 nt
Organism: Tilletiaria anomala UBC 951
Lineage: Eukaryota; Fungi; Basidiomycota; Exobasidiomycetes; Georgefischeriales; Tilletiariaceae
Product: sulfate adenylyltransferase
Exons: 4
Coding region: 134-1858 (574 amino acids)
Biological process (GO): sulfur amino acid metabolic process
Cellular component (GO): cytoplasm
Molecular function (GO): ATP binding; adenylylsulfate kinase activity; sulfate adenylyltransferase (ATP) activity
Source: RefSeq, a predicted model, not a curated record
GCUUCAUCCAUCCGUCCAUCCUUCGCAAAACAGCAUCGACCUUGCACAGAAAAGCAACCAAGUAGCUAGCGCUUCCUUCCCAUAUACAACCUGAGCGAUCAUCUUCCCUUCCCAAGUCUACGACUCAAAUACGAUGGCGAACCUACCUCACGGUGGCGUCCUGAAGGACCUCCUCAUUCGCGAUGCUUCCAUCGCUGCACAGCUCGCGCAAGAGGCGGCCACGCUUCCUGAAAUUGUCCUGACAGAACGUCAACUAUGUGACUUGGAGCUGAUCAUAAACGGAGGCUUCUCCCCACUCGAGGGCUUCAUGGGAAAGGCCGACUACGAAAGCGUGUGCAAGAACAUGCGUCUCGCAGAUGGAAGUCUCUGGCCCAUGCCCAUUACCCUGGACAUCUCGACUGAGCAACAUGAGCAACUUGGGCUAAAGACGGGCGCUCGCGUUGCUCUCCGUGAUCCGAGAGAUGACAAUGUCCUCGCUAUCCUGACCGUCUCGGACCUACACCCUGCGCAGAAGCAGAUGGAGGCGGAGAGCGUGUUCGGUGCAGAUGAUAUGGCACAUCCCGCUGUCACCUACCUGCAUAAGACUGUCAAGGAUGUGUACGUCGGCGGGACGGUGCAGGCAGUCUCGAAGCCGCAGUACUUUGACUAUGUCGCGCUGCGCUACACCCCCACGGAGCUGCGUGCGCACUUCAGCAAAGUCAGCUGGCGAAAGGUCGUCGCGUUCCAGACGCGCAAUCCAAUGCACCGCGCGCACCGUGAGCUCACUGUGCGUGCUGCACGCCAGCGCCAGGCCAAUGUGCUGAUCCACCCAGUCGUCGGCAUGACCAAGCCAGGAGAUGUGGACCACUACACGCGUGUGCGCGUCUACGAGAGCCUCAUGCCGCGCUACCCGAAUGGAAUGGCCCACCUUGCGUUGUUGCCCCUUGCCAUGCGCAUGGGCGGGCCGCGUGAGGCUGUGUGGCACGCGAUCAUCCGUAAGAACUUUGGUGUCACACACUUCAUUGUCGGCCGCGACCACGCUGGCCCGGGCAAGAACUCUCAAGGGGAAGACUUUUACGGCCCUUACGAUGCGCAGAAACUCGUCACCAAGUACGCAUCGGAGCUUGGAAUCGAGAUGGUGCCAUUCCAGCAGAUGACGUAUGUGCCGUCGCUGGACGAGUACCAGCCCGUUGACGAGGUGUCUAAGGGCACAGAGACGUUGGACAUCUCCGGUACGGAGCUUCGCAAGCGCCUCAAGACUGGUGCGGCGAUCCCGGACUGGUUCAGCUACGAGAGCGUCGUCAAGACGUUGCGCGAGAGCUACCCGCCGAAGAACAAGCAGGGUUUCACCAUUUUCCUCACCGGCCUCCACAACUCGGGUAAGGAUAAGAUUGCGCGUGCGCUGCAGGUCAAGUUGAACGAGCAAGGCGGGCGCUCCGUCUCGCUACUCCUUGGCGAGACGGUCCGCUCCGAGCUCUCUUCAGAGCUUGGCUUCUCCUCGGAGGACAGGCACAAGAAUAUCCAGCGCAUCGCCUUCGUCGCCGCCGAGCUGACGCGUGCUGGCGCUGCGGUCAUCGCUGCGCCGAUUGCGCCAUACGAGCGCUCGCGUGCACUUGCCAAGGACACCGUUCAGCGCACGGGCGGCAGCGGCAACUUCUUCCUCGUGCACGUCGCCACGCCGCUCGAGCACUGCGAGCGCACGGACCGCAAAGGCAACUACGCCAAGGCGCGCAAGGGCGAAAUCAAGGGCUUCACGGGUGUCGAUGACGUUUAUGAGGAGCCAAAGGAGGCGGAUCUGAAGGUUGACAUCACACAGAACACUGUCGCAGAGAUCGUUCACAUGAUCGUCCUUCAGCUCGAGGGUGCCGGACUCAUUUGAGUAUCUGCAGGGGCAAGGAGUGCGAAAAAUAGAUGUUUGGUUAGAAGCAUUUGAUGCUAAAGGUGGAAUCAGGAAGAAGUGGGCAAAUAGGGACGCUUUAGAAUUUUUCGAUCCAAAAGAAUGAGCAGUUCAAUCUCUGCGUUUAACAGAC